UCUUAAAUACUACUCUGUAACUUAAAUGCUUUAAUUAAUCUGUUGCAAUAAGUAAAUAAAUAAAGUUCUCUUAUUAUUUUCUUGUAAUUUAAAAUAUUAUCAUUUUAAAUUCGUUUAAAAUUAAUAAUAAAUUUGAUUAUUACGCUCCACGUAAACAUUUCUAUUUUGAAUUAAAAUAAGCAAUAAUUUCUAGGUUAUAAUGUGGUCCCUAUUUUUAUUGUUUUUGUUAUCUUUACUAUCAUAUUUAUUUACCGAUGAACUAAUACCAAAGCUAGACCAUUUAUUCAUAAAUGCCGGUAUGUUUGGCAUCGAUUUAUGCAAAGCUAACAAAAAUAAAAUACCCGAAGCUGUAGGAGUUAUUUCAGGUUGCGUGUUUUUGAUAACAUGUUUUAUGUUUAUACCGAUUGUGUUUGGCUACGAUUUGAUGGAUCGAGAACAUUUUCCACAUAAUGAGUUUGCAGAAUUACUAGCAGCAUUGCUAUCCAUAUGCUGUAUGCUACUGUUGGGCUUUGCUGAUGACGUACUGGAUCUACGAUGGAGGUACAAGCUGUUACUACCAACAAUUGCAUCACUGCCUUUACUUGUGGUGUACUAUGUCAAUUUUAACUCCACCACUUUUGUGAUACCCAUACCACUAAGGCACUGGCUAGGAACUUCCAUUGAUAUAGGUUUUCUGUACUACAUAUAUAUGGGAAUGUUAGCUGUAUUUUGCACAAAUGCUAUAAACAUAUUAGCUGGCAUCAAUGGUCUUGAAGUGGGUCAGUCAGUGGUCAUAGCUUUAUCUAUUGUAAUAUUCAAUAUUAUAGAAAUAAGUGGUGACCAACAUAAAGCUCAUACUUUUUCACUACAUAUCCUAAUACCAUACUUAGCUACAACUUUAGCUUUAUUGAAACACAAUUGGUACCCAUCUAAAGUAUUUGUUGGAGAUACAUUCUGUUAUGUAUCUGGUAUGACAUUUGCAGUGGUUGGAAUACUCAGUCAUUUCAGUAAAACAGUUUUAUUGUUUUUUUUGCCACAAAUUAUUAACUUUGUAUAUUCAGUGCCACAAUUAUUCCAUUUUAUACCAUGUCCAAGACAUCGGUUACCUAAGUAUAGUGCUGAAACAGAUCUACUAUAUCCUAGCAGAACAAUUAUAGUAAAAAAAGAUAUGUUAUUUAUAAGUAAAUUAACAAUAAAAUUUGCAUCCCUGUUUAGAUUAGUUGAUAUAACCGAAGACAGUGAAAGUAUAAUGAUGAAUAACAUGACAUUGAUAAACUUAUUUUUGAUAAAAUGUGGUCCUAUGUCAGAAGUACGACUAACUAUUAGUUUACUAAUAUUUCAAGCUUGCUGCAGUUGUAUUGCAUUCUUAAUAAGAUAUCCAAUGGCCUCAUAUUUUUAUGAUAAAUAAUUUUUUUAUUACUAUUACUUGAUUUUUUUUAUAAUUAUCUAUUUGAAUAAAAACCUACACAAAAUUGCA
Messenger RNA from Galleria mellonella (greater wax moth), 1456 nucleotides. It is a transcript of the gene Alg7, whose product is annotated as UDP-N-acetylglucosamine--dolichyl-phosphate N-acetylglucosaminephosphotransferase. Gene Ontology annotation, molecular function: UDP-N-acetylglucosamine-dolichyl-phosphate N-acetylglucosaminephosphotransferase activity. NCBI's taxonomy places the organism in Eukaryota, Metazoa, Arthropoda, Insecta, Lepidoptera, Pyralidae. The record is from RefSeq and is a predicted model, not a curated record. The coding region runs from base 200 to 1387 and encodes 395 amino acids. Gene Ontology annotation, biological process: protein N-linked glycosylation; dolichol-linked oligosaccharide biosynthetic process. Gene Ontology annotation, cellular component: membrane. The transcript has 5 exons.